Molecule: messenger RNA, 573 nt
Organism: Meloidogyne enterolobii
Lineage: Eukaryota; Metazoa; Nematoda; Chromadorea; Rhabditida; Meloidogynidae
Source: the annotation of a GenBank genome assembly
AUGAAUCGUAUAAAAAAUUGUGUAAUUCUACCGCCAUUUAAAAAUUCCCAAAAUUUAUUAAUAUGGAAACCUCCAUUUUCCUCUGAAAUUUUGUCAAAACGUCAACUUUUCUAUCAUUAUUUUACAAAGGAUAAAGAAGAUUAUGAGAAAUAUAGAAAAGCUAAUAAAGUAAAAUUUCGAUGGGAAAAAAAUCCAGAAGGUCCAGAAUUUCCUAUGAGAAAAUUACAAAUUGGACAUCAAGAUGAUCCCGAAUUGUGGGGCACAAUGGAUAAAUAUUAUAAAUGUUCUCCUCGUUUUGGUGAAAAUCCUAAAGAUUUUCCUGAAUUUAAUUAUCGAGACGAAUAUAUUUAUAAACCUCCUUUUUUGGAUCGAUUUGCUUCUAAAAUUGUUGCUUCUUUAAUGUGGGCUUGGUUAUUAUAUCAUCUUUAUUGGAAUCAUUCUAUGCUACUUGGACACGAAUAUAUUCCUUAUCCAUAUGAAUAUACAGACGAAGAAUUGGGUAUUCCUCCAGAUGAUGCGCCUGAUCCAGAAUAUUGGGGUAAUCAUGACAAACCUUAUCGAACAUACCGAUGA